This is a messenger RNA of Pollicipes pollicipes, 3334 nucleotides long. Its product is annotated as growth factor receptor-bound protein 14-like. Lineage: Eukaryota; Metazoa; Arthropoda; Thecostraca; Pollicipedomorpha; Pollicipedidae. The coding region runs from base 235 to 1983 and encodes 582 amino acids. Gene Ontology annotation, biological process: signal transduction. The transcript has 14 exons. The record is from RefSeq and is a predicted model, not a curated record.
CGCCGUUCAGUCGUUGGGUGUCCGUUGAGGAGGUAGUGCGCUUCUCUUGUGGCGCAGGUUUGAAGCAAGAACUUGCGGCUCGCGACGAAACUGGUCAGCGGCGGAGGAGGACGGAAGCGCGGCUGUCGGACUGAGAAUCAAGCGGCCAUCCGCGCUGGAAAUAUAGGUGGCCUGGCGUCGUCACUGAAGGAAAUCGCGGCGUCCGGCAGGCGAGGGGAGGCCGGCCACGACACAAUGACCGCCUGCCUAGGCAGAACGUGGGAGCACGGCUACAACCACCUCGCCGACAGCUGCAACAGCCUGGACGCCAAUGGCAGCGACGAUGAGGCGACGGACCUGGUCGUCUACAAUGAGGACGGCACGUGCAAAAUGCUCACCGUCGCCGAGGGCCUGCGCACGUGCGACCUGUGCGAGCUGCUCACGCUCAAGAACCACGUGGCCAAGAACGUCAACUGGUCGCUGGUGGAGCGCUGGCAGAGCCCGGCCAUCGAGAGGACGGUUGAGGACCACGAGGACGUGCUGAACACCUAUCGCUCGAUGAGGAUGGCGCACAGCAGCUCGUCAUUCUACUUCAAGAAAGACUUCGCCAAGUACGAGUUUUUCCAUAAUCCCCAGGAAAAGGAACACGACGGAAUUCCGUCCCGUUGGCUCAGAUGGGUAGAACGUCUGCCUUCUGGUUCAUCCGCCCGUGGCGGGCAAUUUUUCCCGGACAACAUGAUCGAGCUGCCGAACGGCAAGAGCUCGCCCAGCACCACGAGUUUGGCCCGGAUCAUCGCGCUGCAGAACCUGCUGACGACGUCGGCUCCGACGCCGCAGGUGUUCGGCUGGCUCUGGUUGGCCGGCCCCGAGUCGCGCGUCUGGCGGCGCGCCUACUUCUGGCUGCGUCACGACUGUCUCUACUACACCAUGGAGGCCAUGGACGACUCUCCGGUGCGUGACCCGGAGAAGUUCGCCGUGUUCGCGCACCUGCAGAACUAUGCCGUGUACGGGUGCUCGGACGCCCGGCGUGACUUUAAGGCGCCCUGCGACGAGGCCGUCAUCUUGCGCACGGGUCAGCAGCUGCGCUGCCUCGCCUGCGACGAUCUGGCCACGCGCCGCUGUUGGCAGACCGCGCUGCGUGUCGCCAAGUACGGCAAGCAGCUGCACGAGAACUACAACUUCCAGCGGAUACAGCACGAGAACGAGCAGAGCAGCAGCCCUCGCGAACGCUACUGCUACUCCACCAGCCCCAAGAUGCCGAUCCCCCGCUCCCGCACGCUCUCCAACGCUGGACUACAGGGCGGCGGCGGCGGUGGCGGCGCUGGCGGCGGCGGCGGCAGCCUGCCGCGUGCCUCGUCCGUCCGGCCGGCCGAGUACGACUCGGUGCGCGUGCCCAACGUGAGUCAGUCUGGGCCGCACCCGAGUCGUCUCGGCUCGAGUCAGUGUCAGCAGAGCAUGCGUUCGCUGGUGGCCAUGGACUUCACGGGCAGCUGCGGCCGCGUGGUCAGUGACCCGGUCGAGGCCAAGGCUAUCGAGCUGGCGGAGGGACACCACUUGCGGCGCACCAACGCCCUCAAGCGGCUCUCAGAGCUGGCCUCCGGCUCAUCGGUGCGUGACAUAGAGGGCGCCAUCCAUACCAUGCAGCCCUGGUUCCACGGCACGCUCAACCGAGAGGAGGCUUCGCAGCUGCUCCAUAAGCACAACGGCCGGGACGGUGUGUUCCUGGUUCGUGAGAGUCGCAGCAACCCAGUGGCGUUUGUGUUGUCGUUCGCGUACCGGAUGAAGCUCUACCACGCCCAGAUCAUGCCGGUGAAGGACACGAGUCAGACGCCGCCCACCUGUUACUACUCGCUGGACGGCGGCAAGACGCGCUUCUACGACCUGCUGCAGCUGGUCGAGUUCUACCAGCUGAACUCGGGAGUCCUGCCGACGCGGCUCGUCUUCUUCAUCACACACGCCACGCCGGCGGCCUCGGCGCUCCGACACGUGGCGCAGAGCUUUUAACGCUCGCGCGGCGCACGGCCCGACGCGUGGCGCCCCCUCGUGACGUAGUCGCCGACCAUUGACGCGGUUCUAGUUACUCGCCGACGCGGCGGCGGCCGCUAAGAGUGGCCCGGCCGCCGCGCCGGCCGCUGGGAGCGUCGCUUGCUGCCAGUGCACCACUGCAAUAUGUCACCCGCCAGCCUGUCCCGCCCCGGCGCCGGCUGGCACGGUGGCCCCGGCGCGCCUGAUGCGUACAUGUAGCCUAGAUCGGACCAAAGAAUGUGGCCUGGCCCGACCGGUGUGACUGGGGAUUGUCUUGGGGCCUGCCGCCCGGCGGUUGGUCCCUGGCACUCUUGUAUUUUGUACAGACGGCGCGCACCCCGUGUGUUGGUGAGAGGCGGGGAUGCCCUCAGAGCACGUGUGAAGGAGAUCCUCCGUGUGGAUCGUGUACAGUGUACAUACAGUUGGGUGUGGCAGUGUGCGGGUGCGCGUGCUCGGGACGCUGGUGGCCGUGCUGGCCCCAGGUCCCGAUUGUGACCCGGCGUCAGGAUUACAGGGUCGGUAGUGUGGCGGGCGGGCGAGCGGGCGGCGGGACGCCGAGCCUACCACCUGGCGGUGCGUCGCCGCCAUCGCCCUUUCUCUUCUAGUCACUGGGUGGCGGCACGCGGCCGUUUGUACCGCGCGUGUUUUUGAGUGUUUUUUUCUGGGGGGGGGGGGGGGGGGGAGACGCUAUGAGAGACGGAGACAGACGUAAUUACCGUAAUAACCUGUGGUUGAUGUUUCAAACAUUGUGCCCCAACUUAGGCAGCGCCCAUGGCGAUGCCAAGAGACAAAGGGGGAGAUAAUUCCAAUAAUUGAGUCGCAGUGGGAGUCGUUGACCUGGCUGCCUGGCAGCGUGCGCGUGUGGCGCGGGCAGCUGCACUACAGCUGUGGAGGCGGGCGGGCAGUAGUACUGCAGCCCGGGCCUUGCAGUGGUGUCGUGUCCCAUGCCACGGGUUCCGGCCCGGCCGGCCUCGUCGGCCCGGUCGGUGUCCCUCGGCAGGGGGCAGGGCAGGGGUGACUGAAGGUCGCCUUCCGAUCUCAUUGGCCGCUCUGCAGCCGCGGCGCAGUAUUCAGUUCGUGUAGAGGACUUGGUCGGGGCUGUCCCCGUACGUUUCUCCAGUCUCUCGUCAGAUAUGUUGCUGACAAACUGCUGUGUAAUCUCUCUGAACUGCUGUGUAAUCUCUCGAUCAAGUUCAGCGUUGCCCAAUGCGAUUGCGUUUUUGUGCUGCUGGGUUUAGUAUGUGUCCUUUCUUAUUGUUACCUUCUUAUUUUAUUGUUUCCAGUCAUGAGUCUGGCAGUACCCGCAUAAAAAUACAAGCUUUGCAAACAA